This is a messenger RNA of Symbiodinium necroappetens, 1743 nucleotides long. The record is from the annotation of a GenBank genome assembly. NCBI's taxonomy places the organism in Eukaryota, Dinophyceae, Suessiales, Symbiodiniaceae.
AUGUGUUGCCUUCUUUCAGGUAGUUCUCCUCCAAGAAGCCUAGCGGAGUCUCUAUGCACUGUAGUCGCAUCGAGCAGGCAUCACGAAUCCCAUCUUUUCUUUCCCCGGCCCAUAUACUCGGGCAUCAAGUUUAGGGUACAUUUCGUGCUGAUUGGUGGGCUGCUGCAGCCUUCGCGCAGGAUUUGGAAUGAUCCCAACUGCGAAAGGACCGCCAACACCAGUGAGGGAAUCGAUUGGGAUGUUGUGCGGUUCCAGCUGCUCCAGAUCCCUUUUCCAGAGAGCAUGGCGGCGAUCGGGCCUCUGAUGACUCGAUUGGAGAAUCCGCACGAACUGGAUUUUGGGGCGACACACUGCGUUUUCGGAGUCGUGGCCGUGUACUUUUUCUUCGUGAAAUACCUCAUCGAGUCCACGAAGCCGCAUCUCACCUUAGCGCGGCAGUAUUACUCGCAGCUGGAUGCUUUCUCCAGCGGCAUUCACCCACACCUCCUCGACAGGUCCGACUGGCUCGUGAAAGACGCGCGGCUCUCUGCCCUUCGCCGAGCGCUGCUGGGUCGGCUGCGGCCGGGCAAAGAGGAUCCCGGUAGGAGACCGGCGAUCUAUGUCUACGAACACGACAUUGAGAUGGUGCGCGAGCUUUCUCAGGGUGGCUCCUUCUGCGGCAAGGGCCAGUGGGGGAUGGAGGUCCACAUUCACGAGUGGCUGCUGGCCAGCCCCUACUUGACAAAAGAUCCCGAGAUGGCGGACUUCUUCUUUGUUCCAGCCUAUAGCAUCUGUAUGUUCGAAGGCGGCUUCUUUCCCAUCCCCGCCUUGGACGACAUGUAUAAGAAGAUGCUGGAUCAACUGCCCUACUUUCGGCGGAAUCGGGGGCGCGACCAUAUCUUUACCUUUGGCUCCGGUCUUUCCGCCAACGUGUUUCCAUCUUGGCGCCAAGAAAUACCUGAGAGCAUUCAGCUUAGUCCGGAGACCUGGCUCUUCAACGACGUGCUGGACAUGAAAGAGCCCUGCUUCAACACAUGGCGGGAUAUCGCCAUUCCUGGCUAUCUGCACAAGCACGAGAUCCUUUCCCUCUACCAGAGGUCUCGCCCACUUGCAGAGCGAAAGCGCUUCGCUGUUUUCCUGGGUCGGAUCGAUUCUUCUCGUGGUCCCCACCCGAGCCAGGGAGGUCCGGACGUCAGAGCCGCUAUACGGAGACUCAAGGAGGAGGGGAAAAUCUACGUUGCUCAGAACUUGAGCUUCCCAGAGAUGCAUGCUGCCAUGGGCACGGCGAAGUUCUGCUUCGUUCCGAAAGGUAAAUCCGCGUGGUCGCUGCGCUUCUUCGAGGCAUUGUUUGCAAACUGCAUUCCCGUGGUGCUCUCGGAUUUCUGGGAGUUGCCUUUCGAGGCUUUCAUGGAUUUGCCGUCCUUUGUGAUCAAAUGGCCCAUGGCCCUGGUAGGAGAUGCUCUGAUGGACUAUCUGGAGUCGCUUCCUGAGGAAGUCCUCGAGGAGUACAUGAUGCGUGCCCGUGAAUGGCGCUGCUGGUAUGUCUACCCAUCCCUGCUGCACGAGGUGCAAGUGGAGAAGUCCCGGGAUGAGCUUUACACCAUCUGCCCGGAGCUCGACAGGGAGAAUGCCUACGAGGGGAUCAUGCGGCUUUUGGAACCGAGAAUGCGAAGGUCGUGGACGAUGUCUCGAUACUUCGGCCCCAAGGACGUCGAGAAAGUGGUCGAGAAGAUCCGGUCGGAGAGCCAGCAAAAAGAGUCGACG